Molecule: messenger RNA, 3014 nt
Organism: Anneissia japonica
Lineage: Eukaryota; Metazoa; Echinodermata; Crinoidea; Comatulida; Comatulidae
Exons: 11
Coding region: 247-2373 (708 amino acids)
Source: RefSeq, a predicted model, not a curated record
AGCUACCGCACGAUCGUACUUGACUCAUCUUAAGUAGAUAGCAACGACCGAAGUCCAUUUGCGUUGACGACGAUAUUAAAAUUGUACGCUAGAGAAACAUUUGAAUAUAUUCAACAACGGAGAGAGAUUGUUCAGAUUUCGGCUUCUGUUCAGUAAUUGCCUAUCUUCUUCUGUCUGUAACAAUCGCCAGCCAGUUGCAGCGUAUUGUUUGCUGUGUCUUGCAUCAAGAGAGAAUAUUCGUUAGAGAUGUCGCAUAUGUAUGAGAAGGUGGUGAGUGUGCUUUCAGCGCGUCCAAGUGUACGGAAAGAAAAUGACAUUAAUGUCCUCGUACCCUGGUUUCAAGUGAGGUCAGAUUUAUUCAAGAAAUUGCAAAAAGAAACAUUAAAGGAUAUUAUACGAAACUGCGAAUUCCGGGAAUACGAAUCAGAUCACUUGAUCAUUAGGCAGGGAGACGAAGGUCACAGCUUCUACAUCAUAUUGCGGGGUACUGUAUCGAUAUAUAUAAGAUAUACAAAUGAUGAGGACAGCGAUGAUGGUGAGUCUCCGAAAGCUGAUACCAAAAGCAGUGAAAGUAAAGAGAGAGAUAGGCCUACUAUCACCAGUGAGGCUACCGGUGUCAGGCCAAAACUUAACAGAAAAGUAUAUGGCUCUUAUAUAAGAACGCUCGAUGGUGCUGGGCUAAGCUUUGGAGAACUUGCUCUUAUCAAGAAGAGCAACACACGGAACGCUUCUGUAAUAAGUGACUCCAAGAUGCAUGUGAUCAUUGUGAAUAGGGAUGUUUACAGUAGAUCUUUGAAGAUUAGCCAGCAAAAGGAUCUUGAAGAACGUACCAACUUUGUCGAUACGUAUCCAUUAUUCAGAGACUGGCGACCUCGGUAUCGGUCCAUGCUGGCGAUGAGCCUACGUCGAGCAACUAUUGAAUUCAACAACAACAUUGUAAGACAGGGCGCCCCCCUUACAAACCUCUACUUCAUCUUGAGUGGGUUGGCCAUAAUGUCUACCGACAUAUCACUUCAUCGAAAGCAAUAUAAAGACAAGCUUGACGUUGGAAUUGAUAUAAGGCCACCACCUAACAGACGAUUUAUGAAGAAAGUUACUAAUACCGCUGUGAGGAGUGUAUAUGGCGCGGCCAACAGGUUUGAUCUUUGCGUCGUUGGACAGGGAGACAUCGCAGGUGAUAUUGAAGCUGUCUUGCGCCUUCCUACUCAUAUGCAGUCGAUUCGAUGUAUCGAACGAGUUGAAGUGUACGAAUUGGAUAUGAAGUACUACGAAAAGCUGAUAUACAGAAAGAACCAGUCUACACUGAACAUAAUGGAGCACUUGGCGGCUAUAAAGAUCGAGCAUCGGUUGUCAAGGAUACCUAGAGACGCUGAUGCCUUAAUGUUUGAAUGGGCCUCAGAAAAGCUACGGGAAAAGAAUAUGAACGACAAAAUGCCAAUACAAGAAGAAACUCCAAGCAACAAGUCCAACUUAUGGAUGACGGAGAAAGGACCCCUCCUAGAUCCAACUGGGCCAGGGUCCCUUCUAUAUCACCUACGGAAGCUUGAGAAACAAUUAGCAAGGAAGAGACGCCAAAGACGAGAGAGGGCUGCCAAAAGCGAAACUGAUUUCCAAAUCCAGAGGCUUAGGCCUACUCUAAAACCGUCCGAAGAAUUAGGGAAACCGUUUGUAUCAGAGAAAAGCUAUCCGAGCGUAGAACAAAAACAAGAUCAAUUAAAACUGGGAUUGAAUUCAAUGACGUUGUCAUUUCUAAACUUACAGACAAACCUAGAUCUGGAACUUCCUUCAAUUCCAUUAAGACCAGCACCCAAUUCACUCCACCAUCCAAGACCUGAAAAAGGUAAACUUAGACCUACUCUACAAAGUCAAGCCGUCAAGAACAUCGAUGAAUUAUCAGUGGUAACGGACCACUCCCACACAAGCCAUGUUUCAGAAACACUCCCAGGACUUAUAGGUCCAGAUACUACGACACAGCACCAAUCACUUCCUGUAGGAAUGGAUAGUUCAAUGGAUUCCUCAGAAGAAGUUUUAAAUCAAGCGGAUAAUCGAUUAUCGGAAAGUUUCGAUGCAACCAACCUAUCGAAUCCAUGGGAGGACGACCAGAAGACUGAGCUAAAACUACUUUCAAGCUUAAGAAGGCCAAACUCAUCAACCACUUCUUUGGACGAAUCAGCGAGUUCCUUUUCAGCAUCUAUUAUGUGUGGUAACAUAAGUAAUAGGUCAAUAGAUGAACCGAGUACGAAGCCAAUGGGAAGCAUAGGGAGUCACCCAGCAACCGAUUUCUUGGGAUUUACGGAACGGAAUAGUGCGGUAUUCGAACUGAUAUUUUUUGUGUCCGGUACAAUCGUCAUCAUUAUCAUCAACACGCAGUAACAGAGUACAAAAUAUUGAAGGAGACACUUCGAAGAAAGCAGAAGCGUCAUUCAAGCUAUUUAGAAUCGGUGUGGUCACCAUGACAGCAUCGUGAUGGGAUAAGAAAAGAGCCUAAACUCCCACCUACCCACCACGUGAACUCAUGUCCAUCAUGCACGCGUACUGAGAUACACUAUGAAUGUCAGACCCGUCAGAGGAAAACAAUCGUGCUUAUGUUCUUCUGAGCAUGCUCAUUUGAAUACAUUCCUUGAAAUUUGAAACAUGAUGUGUUUUGAAGUCAUGACGUUAUGUUGCUUGAUUUCUAUGUAUAUACCUCCAUGAUCUGAUAAACAUUCCCUAAUUUUACCAUACGUACGUUUCCCUCAGGCUUGGUUUAUAUCCCCGUAUAAAUCUCUACGUCAUUACUUCGCAUCAUAUCACAUCAAUUGCACAACGAUGGCUUCACUCUGAAUGGGGGGGGGGUGAGGACCCCGCAUGACUGACAGCAAAUUAGUUCCACUACAUGGGUAAAAUAUUAAAAAUGACCAUUACGUUUUCAUUGGAAUAGGGAUUUAGUUCUGGGUUUUUGUACCGCAUUCUCAAUUUCCCACUCCCCAAGGCUGAAGCCAGCCUCUGCCCCUGACCUAAAUUAUGAUUUUGCA